Messenger RNA from Hippocampus zosterae (dwarf seahorse), 4467 nucleotides. RefSeq names its product insulin-like growth factor binding protein 5b (gene igfbp5b). Gene Ontology annotation, molecular function: insulin-like growth factor II binding; insulin-like growth factor I binding; fibronectin binding. The record is from RefSeq and is a predicted model, not a curated record. Bases 525 to 1331 code for a protein of 268 amino acids. Lineage: Eukaryota; Metazoa; Chordata; Actinopteri; Syngnathiformes; Syngnathidae. Gene Ontology annotation, biological process: regulation of insulin-like growth factor receptor signaling pathway. Gene Ontology annotation, cellular component: extracellular region. The transcript has 4 exons.
GCGUGGCUCCAAGCGGUGGAACAAGUGCGCCUCCCUUCCCCGGCUGCUGCUCGGGCUGUUUUUAAAAAGCCAAAGCUGCUCCCAAGUUGAUCAGUCUGCUCUGGAUCGUCAGCUGGAGAAAGUCGCGCUCAUUGACGGCGAGCCCCCCCUUUGGACUUUUGUCGCCAUCGUUUCAUGCCAAGACGGCCUUUUUUAAAAAAAUUAAUUUAUUUUUUUAAAAACAUUUUUUGGGGCGCUGGGGGUCUUCUCGCAGCGGACGCUCAUUUUCGGGGUGAGAGAGCGCCCGGCUUGUCCGAGCUUCUAAUUAAGGUGCUUUUUUGGGGGGGGCGGGGGCUUUUGUUUUGAAUGAGAUAGAAACCCCCGUUGGAUCAAGACUCUUGCCUUUAGCUUUUAAGACUGGAUUAUCUGAUCGAGGCAUUGUGCUUCAUUAGAGCGCUCCACUUUUCCCCCCCUCCUCCUCCUUCUCCCCCUCCCUCCCUUUUUUUUUUUUGACGUGCGCGAUAACCGAAGGCGAGACGACAACGAUGUUCGGGACCUUGUGCCUGUUGGCGACGCUUCUGUGGGGACUGCGCGGCUGCUGCUGCUGGGGCUCGUACGUGCCGUGCGAGACGUGCGACGACAAGGCCAAGUCCAUGUGCCCGCCGAUCCCGAGCGGCUGCCAGCUGGUCAAGGAGCCCGGCUGCGGCUGCUGCCUGACCUGCGCGCUGAGCGAGGGCCACGCGUGCGGCGUGUACACGGGGACGUGCGCGCAGGGUCUCCGCUGCCUGCCGCGCAGCGGCGAAGAGAAGCCCCUGCACGCCCUCCUCCACGGCCGCGGAGCGUGCAGCAACGAGAAGGGAUACAAACCCGCGCACCAGCCCCUAGACCGCGAGUCUCACGAGGACAGCGCGGCCGCAGACAUGACGGAGGAGCUGCAGCCGGCCAAAGUUCCGCUUCUGACCAAAGACAUUGUGAACAGUAAAAAGGUGCACGCCAUGCGCAAGGAACUGAAGAGGAAGCUGGGCAAGCAGCGCUCCAUGGGCUCCCCCGUGGACUACUCGCCGCUGCCCGUGGACAAACACGAACCGGAAUUUGGACCCUGCCGGAGAAAACUGGACGGCAUCAUUCAGGGAAUGAAAGACACGUCUCGAGUCAUGGCGCUCUCUCUGUACCUUCCCAACUGUGACAGAAAAGGAUUCUUCAAACGCAAACAGUGCAAGCCGUCCCGCGGCCGCAAGCGGGGAAUCUGUUGGUGCGUGGACAAGUAUGGCGUUCAACUCCCCGGCACAGAUUACAGCGGUGGAGACAUUCAGUGUAAAGACCUGGAGAGCGCCAAUAACAACAACGAGUAAAAGACAAAACAAAUACGGGGGCCGCAAUCCAACGUCACCCCCCCCGCCCGGCCCAAAUCCCAACUUCUGCAAGGCGCACGGCCCACAUUUUCUCUCCGAGCGACACAGUAUGCUCCCGUCUCACCUCAAGAGUUAUUCACCGUCCCGAUUCGUUCCAUUCUCAGGAGCAGCGACAAUGUUCCUGGGUCGAUUUGACCCGGGGUCGUGUGAAAUGAAAAAAAAAAAAACUGACCUCCAUCUCGAAUCAUUGGAUUGCAUGUACGUGAAAUGAAUGGACUGCAUUUAGUAAGCCGAGCGGGGUCUUGACAUGGGUCAAUUUGACCCGUGACAUAUCAGAAGGGUUGAAAUUUGUUUUGGAAGACGCAAAAUGAAAAGAACACCUGUACGUUUUUAUCUUGUCUGUUGUUGACCAAACACUCAUCUCCAAAUGGGGGCAGGGAGGGGUGGGGGUGGGGGGGGGGUCGAAAGUCCCAAAAUAUCCCUUGAGUGCAGCUCACGGGGCCCCUUGUACACGCCACGUACACGGGCUGACCAUUCAUGGAAAAUAUAUGAACAGAAUGGAUAUAUUUUUAUACCCGAGACGGGGGUGGGUUGCUGGCUUUCAGGGGGUCGGGACAGUGCAGCCCAUCUAUUCACAAAUUGCGUGCACAAACGUGUCACGAGGGAUUGGCUUUUUAUUGUUAUUUUUUGGGGGUGUGGCCAUUAAAUUCACAGCAGGUGCGUUGCGCUUGCUCAGCCAAAUCUCCAAAGUUGUUCAUGAGAUUGAUUUAAAAGCCACACCUCUGGAUUUUUGCGGGCGCAAUUCAGUAUUUUGGGAGUACAACUCAGUUUGUUUUUUGUGGCCACAAUUGAAAGAAAAAAAAAAAGUAUAUCCCAUACGUCAUGUUAGCGGCUGCGACAAAUCAAGCGAUGGCAAAUGGGCGGAUCCAUCAGAGCUGUCAAUCAGCGCGAUUGAAACGCAAGACAGCGGACGGGCGGCUGCGCUUCUGUCAAAACACUGCUACAAAAAAAAAAAAGCAGCAAACCUCUUUGACGUGCGUAAAUUCACCAAAACAAGUGCUUGAAUGCUCACAUGUCUACAGUGUGCGCGCCGGCCGGGUCGUGACCCCGCUUCGCUGAACGAUUCCAAGACGGCAACAAAGAAAAAAAAGAAAAAGAAAAGAAUGUCCUUUUUAUUUCUCUCGUUUUGAUUCUUCUUUUUUUUUCCACACGUACUGCUCGGAGUUGGCUCUCCGUUGUACAUUCGCGUUUGGCAACGUAUUAAGGAUGCCGAUCGUUAGCGGUGGACAAGUGGCUCUUUUGAGCUUAGCCUGAUAUGCCAACUGUGCCUAUUUUGAAAAGACACUGCCAAGCCGACGGUGAAAUAAAAGGCAAGGGAGGGGGGCGGUGUGGGGGGGGGGAAUGCUGUUCGUCUGACGGGACUCGCUUUUGACUUUUUGAGUCUAGUACGCGUUCAUAGGCACGAAAACCCAAAAUUGUGUAGUGUGUGUGAGGUGUGCUUUUGUUUUGUGCUUUUUUUGUUUUGCCUUCGGUGAAGAACUGAGAGGCCACUCUUUUCCCCGAGCCAUGUUCCUUUUAUCAAGGGCUUUUUUUUUCUGCCCCCCCUUUGACCUGACCCAUCUUUGAAUUCUAGUAGCUGAAUAUGUGUAUGUGUUUAUUUUUAUUUUUUUUUCUGAGCUUGGGAAAAAAACAUACACAAAAAAAAUCACGGCCCCGCAAAGAAGAAAACCUUCUGCGGCCCGGACCGGCAAUGGUCACGUUGCAUCGCCCUCAGUGCCUUCCUUUCCGUAAACACAUUUCAAUUGUGAAGCGCGAGUGACGUUGAUGCGGAAAAGGCGACAGCCCCUCGCAAGGACAGACCAGAGGAAGCGACCCCGUUUGUCCGCUUCGAUUGGAAGCCUGACCCCCCCCCACCCCCCGCCUCCUCCCCAUGCAAUUUGAGCGCCAUUUUGUCAUUGUUUCGCAAGUGAGAAGCUCCGAUUUGUGUAAGCUUCUUCUUUGUUGUUGUUGCUGUUGAGAAUGGCCACGUAGAUUUUUGCCCGAGAGAAGAGGAUGUUUGUUUGGAGGUCAAGCAAUACUUCCCCCCCACCCCCUGCUUCAAACAACAACAACAACAACAACAAAGGCUUCCAGUUGUGAAUAUGUCAGACGUCCAGGCACUAUUCCCUCUCCCAGGAUCCGACCCCCCCCCCCCCCACUGCCACUUAAAAAAAAAAAAUCUGCAUCAAAGCAGCUUGCACUUAUUUCACAUAGCCACUAUUGAUCGUGAUAAAGUCAGUGGAGAAUAUUUUUUUUUUUAAACGUACCGUGGUGUCACGUUGUGCUCACCUUUUCAAGGUCGACUUUGGGUAGCGCUUGUUGACAGGGGCGCCGCACGCCCACGCCGGGGACCUCGGCUACAAAAAAAAAAAAACAGGACAAGUGAAAUCAGACAUGGCAACGUGUGUUCUCUUUCACAGAGAUGGGAAGGAUGCUCCAGAGCUUUUUUUUUUUCCAGAGGCAGUGACAUAGGAAGGUACCUUGUACAGGGGGUGUAGAGGGGGGGCACAUAUUCAGGGCCUAGCCACGCGGCCCCCCAGCACGGGGUCUCAGACUGCAUAUCACUAGAUACACGUUAGUCAGACAGCACGACAGGAGGCAAUGAAACGCGGAGAAUUCACGACUGCAGCCAGCGUUUGUUUGGAAGAUCGGACGUUGCGUCCAAAUCGAGGUUGCGGGUUGAAUUGCACGCGAUUGGCUGGUUGUCAGUGGUCGGUUCCUCACGUUUUCCCUUGCAUCUCCCCAUUUGGUUCUUAACUCACAUUUCAUAUUGGGCUAGUACAGUAACGACUGUUGUUUGGUAUAUUUGUAUUUUUUUUCCUGAAUACAUUAACGCAUUCUGGAUGUAACGAUACAGUACAACCGGUUAUCGUCAAUUUGGAGGAGCGAAACGAACCCAGGACGGAGGGGAGGGGGUGGGGGGGAUUGGUAUGGUCAGUCGUUGGAAUGACAAAUAAGAAUAAAAGUCAAAUUAUUCAAGCGAAUAUCACUGUGUAAUAUUUAUUCAACUUGUAAUUUAUAUGUACUCUUAUAACCUUUGUCUUUUUUUUUUGUUUAUGGCAAAGCAUUUAUUUAAAUAAAGUGAUGUAUUCCUUUA